Molecule: messenger RNA, 1760 nt
Organism: Leptopilina boulardi
Lineage: Eukaryota; Metazoa; Arthropoda; Insecta; Hymenoptera; Figitidae
Product: protein phosphatase methylesterase 1
Exons: 8
Coding region: 129-1280 (383 amino acids)
Biological process (GO): protein demethylation
Molecular function (GO): protein methylesterase activity
Source: RefSeq, a predicted model, not a curated record
GGUGCGUUUUCAAUACCACAUACACACAACAACUGUCAACUUGAUUUAGUGACUACAAAGUGUUAAAAAUUAUCGAAUUUAAUAAUUAAUGUUCAAGGAAAUAUUAUACGAAUUAAUAUUUAUUUAGAAUGUCUUCCCUUCAGAAAUCAAUGCUAAAAUCAAAAUUACCACCUACAGGUUUAAAAUUAGGAUUUACAUCAGGAGGAUGCAGAUCCAGAGCUUUACAGCGUAAAAGAGAUUAUGAGCCUGUACAAUGGUCAACGUAUUUUAGUGAUUCGAAAAAAAUUAAAAUUGGUGACAAUUCAUUUCAUAUUUAUACUCAAGGAGAAGAUGGACCACUUUUAGUUUUAUUACACGGUGGAGGUUAUAGCGCCUUAACAUGGGCUGAAUUUACGAAAUCUAUAAUUGGAAUGGUUGUCUGUCGAAUAUUGGCGAUAGAUUUAAGGGGUCAUGGAAAUACACAAACAACUGAUGAUGAAAAUUUAAGUGCUGAAACAUUGGCACAUGAUGUAGCAGCUGUGAUACAUGAAUAUGAUGAUAAUGCUCCUAUUGUAUUAAUAGGUCACAGUAUGGGAGGUGCUGUUGCUGUUCGAGCAGCACCAUUACUUACAAAUUUAGCAGGAGUUACAGUGAUAGACGUUGUUGAAGGAACGGCUAUGGAUGCUUUGGCAUCAAUGCAAAGUUUUCUUCGAUCACGACCAAAAGGUUUUGAUUCGAUACCUCAAGCUAUUGAAUGGUGUGUUCGAAGUGGUCAAAUUCGUAAUGUUCAAUCAGCCAAGGUAUCAGUUCCCGGACAAAUUACAAAUAUGGUGAGUGGAAUGUUGGCGACUGAUGAUAUUGACGCAGUUUUAACUUCGACUCAUCCGGAAAGUAGUGUAAAUUUAACUGUUCAAAGAGGUGAUACUAUUCAAGAGGAGGAAACUCUAACAAUGCCAACGCCAGAAAUUCUCAAUUCACUUUUAGAAAAGAAAUAUAAAUGGCGAAUAGAUUUAGCAAAGACUGAGGAACAUUGGGUUGGAUGGUUCAAAGGAUUGUCAGCUGCGUUUUUAAGUAUACCUGCUCCAAAAAUGUUACUUUUAGCUGGUAUCGAUAGAUUAGAUAAAGAACUCACCGUUGGACAAAUGCAAGGAAAGUUCCAAAUGCAAGUUUUGCCAGCUUGUGGACAUGCGGUUCAUGAGGACGUUCCAGAUAAAGUUGCCGAAGCAAUUGCAACAUUUAUGGUGAGACAUAAAUUUGCAGAACCUGCCUCGGAUUUUCCUCGAACAUUCCCCGCCUGUUAACGGAAUAAAAUAGUUAUGGAUGAACAAUAAAUAAUUUCAAAGAAAACUUAUUCUCGUAUAUUGUAAAGAAAACUAAAGGCUGCUUAAAGCAAUGAAAACAAAAAAAAAAUAAUAAGUUAAGUGUGAAAAUGUAGCAUCAUUGUCGAUAUAACUGUGCUUUGGAGCCUCUACAGUAUUUUCAAUACACUUUUUGCUUCGUUAAAUUCCAAAGCUCAGCUGGAAAAGAAAAAUAUCUUAAUUUACGAGUGGUGUUUUUUUUUUUUUGUUGAACAAAUUAUCUUAAUUACUAGGAACGUAUAGAUAUAAUCGCUGGAUUUAAAAAUAUUGCAAUGUGAGAUAUAUAUUGAAAAAAGGAUUAUAUUAAAAUCCUUCUUAAAUUAUUCUUUAUAAUCGAAUUUUUGUAAUUUAUUUUGGGAAAUCUUCAAUAAUGAUAAUGUUUCAUGUGUAUAUAAUAAAUAAUCACAUUUCUGAGAAAAUUGA